This is a messenger RNA of Musa acuminata AAA Group (dessert banana), 1204 nucleotides long. RefSeq names its product basic leucine zipper 43-like. The coding region runs from base 25 to 537 and encodes 170 amino acids. The transcript has a single exon. NCBI's taxonomy places the organism in Eukaryota, Viridiplantae, Streptophyta, Magnoliopsida, Zingiberales, Musaceae. Gene Ontology annotation, molecular function: DNA-binding transcription factor activity. Gene Ontology annotation, biological process: regulation of DNA-templated transcription. The record is from RefSeq and is a predicted model, not a curated record.
UCAUCCUCCUUCCCUCUUCUUCUGAUGCAGAACACUGUAACCAUGCAUCCCGGGGAGAUUGCCGGCAUCUGCUACCUUUCACCUUCGAGUUCAGCUUCUCUCCGAGCCCAUUACAGCAUGUCACAGAACAACAUUACCUCCUCCCAGUUCAGCAGUCUCUUCGGGCCAUACAUCGCACAACAAUUCCAGACCGAGCCAACCAUGCAAGGCUUCGGUGCGGUCGGCCACCAACUGAGCGCAGCAGAAGAGAGGAGGAAGAGAAGGAUGAUAUCGAAUAGGGAGUCGGCGCGGCGGUCGCGGAUGAGAAAGCAGAAGCGCCUGAGCGAGUUGUGGUCGCAGGUCAUCCAUCUGCGGUCGGCCAACUGCCAUCUGCUAGAUGAGCUAAACCGUGUGAGGAGAGAGCGUGUUCAGAUCAUCCAUGAGAACGACCGGCUGAGAGUCGAAGAAACUGAGCUCCACAAGAGACUUGGGAAUCUAAUCCCGGAGUUCGCUUGUGCUCCACGGCGCGCAAACCAGUCUCAAUUUCAUGGGAGCUGAACCAGUGAACCGACAGACAGCUGCCUGCGUCCGCAGAGGGAGAUGCUUCUUUUUCCUCUGCUUUCCUCAUUCUUCUCGUUUCAGCUUUCUGUGACAUGCAGAACAUUAGUUUCUUGCCAUACAAUUCCACCUAAUUUUAGCUGCAUGCUGAGAUCUAAAUAAAGAUGUCAAAUUCUGCUUGACAAACUUCCGUAGACUAAUCCAUUCAAUUAGCGUAAAUCAGAAGGAGGCAGCUCGAUCAACAAAGAAACAGAAUGAAGCGGCUUCAUGAACAAGGAGCUGACUUUGUUUCUGAGAACAGAGGACAUGUGGUGGGUCUAAGUGGAUUGCUCUUAUUAGAGAGAUCAUCUCUCUAUAUGUCCUGUGAAAAGGUCCACUCAAAUGGGCAACACUGUUCUCCGACGCCAACUUUUCCGAGGCACGAAUGCUUGGCCUGUAAAGGUUGAGUUCAAUUGGCUUGUCUGUGCUGUUCCAGGCGACAUCCUGCAGUUUGUGUCCAUGGAUUGUCUCUAUGAAUGCAAAACAUUCUUCCAUAUCCCAGUCUGGUGGUUUGAUAAGGAGGGAGGAAACGUGAGUCUGACUUGUGUCUUAAUAAGAACUGUUCAUCCACAUAAAUUAGGUAAUCGUGAUGGAAUAAGAUUUGUUAGGUAAAUAUAUUCAUCCUCAA